This is a messenger RNA of Salmo salar (Atlantic salmon), 2072 nucleotides long. Its product is annotated as antiviral innate immune response effector IFIT1-like. Gene Ontology annotation, cellular component: cytosol. Lineage: Eukaryota; Metazoa; Chordata; Actinopteri; Salmoniformes; Salmonidae. The record is from RefSeq and is a predicted model, not a curated record. Gene Ontology annotation, molecular function: protein binding. Gene Ontology annotation, biological process: defense response to virus.
GUGGAGCACACACCCAUUUGCUUUAGUCUCUAUUUGUUUGAAACGAAACUAUGACAAUAACCGCAUAACCCGCCCAUUGGAAGAUAACAAUUUGGUCCAUACAGUAUAAAAUCGGGAUAGUCAGUGAGGUAUCUAAUCAGACACUCAUUUGCUCUGUCUUGAAACUCAGAGACCACAAGAUGGCUUUCUCUUGCCCAACUCCGAAAAUGGCUCAGAACUCAUUGAAAAUUAGGCUGCAGGGUUUGGAAUGCCACUUCACCUGGAAGCUGGAUUACAACAGAUCUAAACUUCACAAACUCAGAGAAACCAUGAUAGACAUCAGCAGCAGCGAGGGGGUUCAAUGUUCCUGGACGGGUUAUCUGUACAACUUCCUGGCUUACCUACACCACGCUUUGGGCUCCACAGAGGACGCUCUUCACUGCCUGAAGAAGGCUGAAGAGGCCAUUCGCCUAAACAGCCCAGACAACGUUGAGCUAAGUCUGGUGGUCCACUAUGGGAACUUGGCCUGGGUGCACUAUCACCAAGGGGAGCUGACAGAGAGCCAGACCUAUGUGGAGAAGGUGGGGAGACUACUGCAGGACAACCCCUCGCCCUGCCCAGGUGUAGUGUGGGGAGAAAGGGCCUGGACUUUGAAUAAGUUUGAUGUAAGCAAGAGGAAGGCAGCGCUAUAUUGCUUCCGGAUGGCCUUGAAAGGGGACCCUGAGAACAAGAUGCUGCGCUGCGGUUACGCCAUGGCGUUUAAUAAAUCUGUUGAAAAGAAAGACAUUACCCCGAAGCUGCGAUCUGAGAUGUUGGAGCACCUACGGAUUGCUAGAGAAUUGGAUCCAGAAGAUGUGUACAUCACAGUGAUGUACCUGCAGAGGCUUGCAGAGAACGGCCAGGUUGAGGAAGCACAUAAACUCGCAAAGGAAGUGAUAGAGAAGCCUUUGGACAGCUUUGGUGGAUUUGGAAUCUUGCUAUAUUUUUUACGAGAUUACAUCUCUAAUGAUUCAAGCAUUGACCUGGCAAGAAGGACCCUGGAGAGGCACCCCAAUUCACGCCAGCUGAAAAGGCAUCUUGGGAAGUGUUACAAAUGGAAGAUUUUCUCUCCGGAAGAGAAAAGGAACCCAAUGAGGCAUAUUCUGAUUGAAAAUGCAGUCAACCUUUAUGAAGAGGUGGUCACACUCUACCCAAAAUCCCUUGCAGCUAAACUGGAACUGUCUGCCAUGUACAAAGAAUCUGGCAGAGUUGAUAGAGCAGAUAAGAUAUUCGAGGACCUGCUCCUUGAUAGGGAAGGAAUGGAACCACAGAAUUUACAAAAAAUCUACAACUGGUAUGCCCAACAUCUGUUUUAUGCAAAACAAGAUGCUUCCAGGUCAAUUGAUUUCCACAAGAAGGCAGUGGAAAUUAUGCUACCUACUGACCAACGUGAUAGCAGUAUUCAUGUUCUGUUGUCCAUUGUUCAUAAUGGAGGUGACAGAGCUAAGGAAAUUGUGGACUUUCUGGAUGGCCUUAAUGGAGAAGGUGCUGUUGGCCAAUUCUAAACCUUUUUUCCAAUAAAGGCUUGAAUUAAGUAGAACUGCCUGCCAAGUCAGUCAAAUUUGCAUCACCUUUUUAAUAUUAAUUAAUGUAGAAAAUAUAUUCACUCUACCAGGAAAAAUCUAGGGCAAUCUAGGACACAUUUUGAUUUAGAAGAAACUGAAUACCUUAGUAUUAAAAAGGUCUGCACUCAAUUGCAUGACCAUCAAUACUAACACUUGAAAGUAAAUGCAAUGCUUAUAAUAGUCUUAUAAAUAUGUAGGCCAACAUGACAAACAUCUGUCUGGAAUCCACAUUUUGAAUUGAGUCUGUAAAAAUGUACUUUGGACUAAUGUACUGUAGACAAACUAAUAUGUUAUUUUUUAAAUGUUUCAUUAUAGAGUAGAGAGGCCCUGUAUAGCCUCACAGACUGACUAUCCAGAUAGGAUCUUAUUGCUUUCAUUUUCUUCACACUGGGCACAAUAGAUUAUGUUGCUGGAAAAGGUAUGUAAUGUGUAAUAUUGUACUGUCAAAUAUCUUGUAAGUUCUUGUGAAAAUAAAAGGUAUUAUGUUAA